AUGAAGGAUCAAUCGGCGGAUGGAAUCGGAUCCGGGGCUGCAGAUUCAACAAGCCGUAACAGCAAAGACUCGCGGGCCCACGGUUACUUUGACUUGGUUACGACUGUUCCUAUUGAUUGCAGUGCUCCCUGUCGCCCCCACUGGCUUCAACGAAGAGCCUGGCUGAGGCAAUCAAUCCCAGGCCGUGGCUGGCUUCUCGCCGUCUCGCGAUCAUCGCCUAGAACCGACGCUGGCCCUUCCCUUCGGCUGACCAAAACGUUUUUCCUGGGGCGCGGGCCCCUGUGUCUCCAGGAAACCACCACGUUCGCUUCUCAUAUUCGACCAGCAUCUGUGGGAAGCCUGCAAGUAGAAUGA
Uncinocarpus reesii 1704 is the source of this 354-nucleotide messenger RNA. RefSeq lists its product as uncharacterized. The record is from RefSeq and is a predicted model, not a curated record. The coding region runs from base 1 to 354 and encodes 117 amino acids. NCBI's taxonomy places the organism in Eukaryota, Fungi, Ascomycota, Eurotiomycetes, Onygenales, Onygenaceae. The transcript has a single exon.